This is a messenger RNA of Diaporthe citri, 1863 nucleotides long. RefSeq lists its product as uncharacterized. Gene Ontology annotation, biological process: tRNA methylation. Lineage: Eukaryota; Fungi; Ascomycota; Sordariomycetes; Diaporthales; Diaporthaceae. The transcript has a single exon. Bases 1 to 1863 code for a protein of 620 amino acids. Gene Ontology annotation, cellular component: tRNA (m1A) methyltransferase complex; nucleus. The record is from RefSeq and is a predicted model, not a curated record.
AUGCUGCGUCAAGACUCGCCUUUCCUCAAUCCUGGCCCGGCGGCCAGGGCCAACCAACUCGCCAUCAUACAGCUUUCCAAGGACGACCUGGUCCCAGUCUACCUGCGAGAUACAGAGGGCGAGCACGAUGGUUACAAGGAGGGGCAUGUCCUCAACACCCGAUUCGGAUCCUUUCCUCACUCCACCCUGAUCGGCGCCCCAUGGGGCUCCCAAAUCCGAGCCUCAAACGUCGACACAGGGUCUCGAGGUCGGAAAAAGAAGAACCAGCACGCCAGGGAGACUGCCACAGAUGUCAAUGAGGAAGCAACUGUGGAUGAAGACGCCACAAGCCUUAAGAGGAAGAGGGGUCCCAACGACGAGGGUGAGAAGCGAGUCAAGGGCACACCUGGCCAACCUGCUACUACAAUCGAGGACAACACCGCUGAACAAGCCCAAGAAACAACAGUGACCGGGGAUGUCGAGGACCAAAUCGAGAGCGAGCAAAAGUAUCAGGCCGUGCAAGUAUCAGAAUCGUCGAGACCACCUCAAAAACAACGCAAAACCACGACCACGGCGGCAAGGAGCGGAUUCGUCUACAUUCUUCCGCCAACGCCUGAGAUCUGGACAAGCAGCCUACCUCACCGCACACAAGUCGUCUACACGCCCGAUUACAGCUAUGUCCUGCAGAGGAUACGAGCUCGCCCGGGCUCCAGGCUCAUCGAGGCCGGCUCCGGCAGCGGGAGCUUCACCCACGCCUCGGCGCGGGCAGUCUACGAUGGCGAGACCGGGUUCCACGACGGCACUGGCCCCACCGGCAAGGUCUUCAGCUUCGAGUUCCACGAGCAGAGGUUCGAGAAGAUGAGGAAGGAGAUCAGCGAGCAUGGCCUGAGCCGGAUAGUGGAGAUCAACCACCGCGAUGUCUACAAGGACGGAUUCCUGGUCGAUGGGAAGAGCCCAGAGGCCGACGCAGUAUUCCUGGACCUGCCUGCCCCCUGGCUUGCGCUACCACACCUGUCAAGGCGCAGGGUCAAGAACGGCUAUGAGAUGGAGGGCAUACAGGCCGGGGCUGAGGGUAACGGCGAGGACGAAGAGAAGUGGAUAUCACCCUUGAAUCCCAAGAGGAGCGCCUACAUCUGCACUUUCUCGCCGUGCAUCGAGCAGGUCACCCGUACAGUCUCAGAGAUGCGCAAGCUAGGAUGGGUGGAGAUCGACAUGGUGGAGAUCGCCCACAGGCGCAUCAAUGUAUAUCGCGAGAAGAUUGGCCUCGACGUCGUGUCUGACCGAGGCGCGCAGCAAGCGCCCGGGAACGUCGCGGAGGCGCUGGCCAAGCUAAAGGAGAUCGAGGUCAAGGCUGCCGAGCACAACGCUAAGAUGUUUGCCGGCAUCAGCAAGGCCAAGAAGACCGACGAGGACGACGACAUGGACGACUACGCUCCUCCGCCCGGGAAGAUAGCCGCCGAAGGCGGUGCCCAGCAGCCCAAGGAUGCCGAGGAGGGUAGCCCCAAGGAGCCGGCCGUCAAGCCUUUCCUGCAGGGCCGCCUGGUCACACGGCCCGAGGCGGAGACCAAGGCACACACGUCGUACCUUGUGUUUGCCGUCCUGCCGCGCGAGUGGACCGAGGAGGACGAGGCUGCCGCCGCCGCCCGGUGGCCUGUGGGCGACGAGCCGCCAAAGACCAUCGGCGCUAUGGACCGGGCGUCCCGCAAGGCGCAGCGCAGGGAGAUGAUGCAGGGCAACAAGAAGAAGAACGACAAGCUUAAGAACUCGCACGUUCAAAAACUGGACCUGACCACGGAGGAGGCCAAAACUCAGGCGCAGGAGAUUGAAGCCGAGAAGGUUGUGGAGGACGCCGAGGUCGACAAGGUCAAGGCCGAAGAGGCUUAG